AAAAUAAAGGAUACUUUGGAAAAAGCAUCACUUUUGAAGAACCUUAUAUUUGUGUUGGUUCUUGUGGGAGCUUCCAUGAUUAUUGGAGAUGGUAUUCUAACCCCAGCAAUAUCAGUGAUGUCUGCCAUAAGUGGUCUGCAGGAUCAAAUAAAUGGAUUUGGUACUGGUGAAGUGGUUGGUAUUUCUAUUGUAGUCCUAAUGGCUUUGUUCAGCAUACAACGGUUUGGUACCGGUAAAGUGGGUUUCUUGUUUGCCCCUAUACUUGCCUUAUGGUUCUUUUCUCUGGGUUCUAUUGGAGUAUAUAAUAUACUUAAGUAUGAUAUCACUGUUCUGAGAGCAUUCAAUCCAGCUUAUAUCUAUUUUUUCUUCAAGAGAAAUGGUAAAGCUGCAUGGUCAUCUCUUGGUGGUUGCGUUCUGUGCAUUACAGGUGCGGAAGCAAUGUUUGCAGAUUUGGGUCAUUUUUCUGUACCCGCAAUACAGAUUGCCUUCACAUGCGUGGUAUUUCCCUGUCUCCUCCUUGCUUAUAUGGGCCAAGCGGCUUUUUUGACAAAGAACCCAAGUUCUUAUUCAAGCGUAUUCUACAAGUCUGUUCCAGAGAGUCUGUUCUGGCCAGUGUUUGUGAUAGCCACACUUGCUGCUAUGAUUGCCAGCCAAGCAAUGAUAUCUGCUACGUUUUCGUGCAUAAAGCAAUCUAUGGCUUUGGGAUGCUUCCCCAGGCUGAAGAUAAUUCACACCUCAAAAAAGUUCAUGGGUCAAAUUUAUAUCCCCGUAGUUAAUUGGUUUCUGAUGAUCAUGUGCAUAGUUGUGGUUUCCAUAUUUCAAAGCACAACUGAUAUUGCGAAUGCAUAUGGCAUUGCUGAAGUUGGUGUCAUGAUGGUCAGCACCAUCUUGGUGACCCUUGUAAUGGUUUUAAUUUGGCAGACUAACUUGCUUUUGGCAUUGUGUUUCUGUCUUGGAUUUGGUUCAGUGGAGUUAAUUUACAUGUCUUCUGUCCUAUCCAAAAUCUUUGAGGGUGGCUGGCUUCCACUUGCCUUUGCUACCCUUUUCCUAUCUGUGAUGUACACUUGGAACUAUGGUAGUGUAUUGAAGUACCGAAGUGAAGUUAGAGAGAAGGUUUCAGUGGACACAAUGCUUGAGCUUGGCUCCAAUCUCGGAACAGUAAGAGUGCCAGGUGUAGGAUUGCUGUAUAACGAGCUUGUGCAGGGCAUUCCCUCCAUUUUUUUGCAGUUCUUGCUGAACCUUCCAGCUCUUCACUCAACUAUAGUUUUUGUCUGCAUUAAAUAUGUCCCAAUCCCAGUGGUUCCUCAAGAAGAAAGAUUUCUAUUUCGAAGAGUUUGCCCCAAAGAUUACCACAUAUUCCGGUGUGUUGCCAGAUAUGGUUACAAAGAUGUAAGGAAGGAAGAUCACCAAGCAUUUGAGCAACUUCUUAUUGAGAGUCUUGAGAAAUUCUUGAGAAGAGAAGCUCUUGAGACAGCCUUGGAGUUGGAGGGCAACUUAACUGAUGAGUUGGACAGUGUCUCAGCAAAUACAAGAGAAUCUGAUCUUCCUGUUGGUACUGGUGCUGAUGAGCUUAGGAUUCCACUGAUGCAUGAUCAGAAAUUAGAAGAAACAGGAACUUCUUCAGCAUUGCCAUCUAGUUACAUGUCCUCAGAUGAUGAUCCUGGUCUUGAAUAUGAGCUUUCAGCUCUUAGAGAAGCAACAGAAUCAGGAUUCACCUAUUUGCUUGGACAUGGAGAUGUGAGGGCAAAGAAGAACUCUUUUUUCUUUAAGAAACUAGUGAUAAAUUAUUUCUACACAUUUCUCAGAAAUAACUGCAGAGGAGGUACAGCAAACAUGAGAGUACCUCACACCAAUAUCAUUCAAGUUGGAAUGACAUAUAUGGUCUGACACGGCCAUGUUCUUUUCAUAUUGUGCAAUGCACCCUCAGGUCUGGAACUCAUUGUUAUUGGUAUUUUCUUUUUCUGUCAGUUUUCUUACUGUAUGUGCUGGCUCACAAUAGCAGUUGGUCGUUAGAAAAGCCAGCGUGUGGGAUAUAGCCAAGGUGGUUCACAUAUGAAGCUGUUUCAGAAUCUGUACUUCUUUAAUUGUUUCGUUUUUCGAUUCAUAAUGUGAAGUAUUAGUUCAUUAAUUUAUAUGGGCCAAACUAGUGAAAUUUGAAUGAUGAAAACAAUGUUAAAUAUUA
Molecule: messenger RNA, 2182 nt
Organism: Vigna umbellata (rice bean)
Lineage: Eukaryota; Viridiplantae; Streptophyta; Magnoliopsida; Fabales; Fabaceae
Source: RefSeq, a predicted model, not a curated record